Punctularia strigosozonata HHB-11173 SS5 is the source of this 1590-nucleotide messenger RNA. RefSeq lists its product as uncharacterized. Bases 1 to 1590 code for a protein of 529 amino acids. Lineage: Eukaryota; Fungi; Basidiomycota; Agaricomycetes; Corticiales; Punctulariaceae. The record is from RefSeq and is a predicted model, not a curated record. The transcript is spliced from 5 exons.
AUGCCGGUACCCACAAGCAGCGUCGAUUACAAGCGCCUCAUCAUUUGCUGCGAUGGCACCUGGCAAUCCUCCGACGGCGCGACCCAAUACUCCGCGUCGAACGUGACCAGGCUCGCGCGAGCCAUCGCGCACUCCGACGUUCUGAACGGUGCCGAGAUCCAGCAAAUCGUCUACUACCAAAGCGGCGUCGGCUCCGAGGCGAUGACCGGCAUCGCCGCCGGGAUCCAAGGUUCGGUGGGCAACGGUCUGGACGAGAACGUGGUCGAAGCCUACAACUUCGUCGUCAACAACUGGGAGCCCGCGGGCAAGGACUCGCCCGCCGACGAGCUCUUCCUCUUCGGCUUCUCGCGCGGCGCCUACACCGCGCGCUGCCUCGCGGGCCUCAUCGACUGCGUCGGCGUCCUGCCCAAGACGGACAUGGACCGCUUCCACGAGCUCUACGCGCGGUACCAGAGCAACCAGUCCGCGGAGCUGAUCAAGGAGAAGGAGGCGGGGAUCCUCGGGCGGUCGACGCGGAUCAAGGUCGUCGGCGUGUGGGACACGGUAGGCAGCCUCGGCGUGCCCGAGUACUAUUUGGUGAAGAAAUUCAACUGGAACGCGAAGCACAAGUUCCACCGCGCGUCGCUCUGCCACAGCGUCGACCACGCCUUUCAGGCUCUCGCCAUCGACGAGCACCGUUUUCCAUUCGCGCCCUGUGUAUGGCAUCUUCCCAAGGACGGACACCGGGUUCCAUCGAUGCCCUCCUCGACCAACCUUCUCCAGUGCUGGUUCCCCGGAUUCCACAUCAACGUCGGCGGCGGCAGCACCGAGUCCCUUCCCCCUAAAGACAAGAAGGGCAAGCUCCGGGUCGACAAGGCGGGCAACCCGCUGGGCCCGGACGGACUGACGGACAUGGAGCAGCUCGCGAACAUCAGCCUGUUCUGGAUGCUGGAUCUCAUCAGCCCGUUCCUGGUCCUAGAUAAGACGUACCUCGACAGCCUGAUCGCGAAGAACACGGCCGCGAUCACGUCGUUGCCGGAGAAGCCGCGGUUGGAGGGGAAGGAGUACGCGAAGAGCUGGUUCGUGUCGUAUCCGCCCGUCAGGUCGGGAUGGGCGCUGGGCCCGUUCAAGGACCCGUUCGCGGGCGAGAUGAUGGCCCUCGGCUCGGAGCACCGCAUGCCGGGGCAGUACAAGCUCGAGGAUGACAACGAGGCGGACAAAGACCACGUCGCGAAGGACACGUACGAGAUGAUGCACCCCUCCGUGCGCUUCCGCAUGAGGUACCUCGGCCCGACGACGGGCACGAACGAGUGGAACCCGGAAUCGCUCAAGCACUUCAAGCUCCGUGCGGGCGCGACGCCGGACGGCUCUUGGGCGUGGGCGAAGGGCAACCCGGAGGCGCCGCUGAGGACGGGGUGGGAGUGGGUGAAAACGGUGUCGGGGUCGCAGCGCGUGGUGAUACCCGAGUAUAAGAUGAUGGAGGGCGGGUGGGAGCAGAAGUUGGCGAGGACGUGCCCUAACAAGGGAUUCGACGGGAAGGUGCCACCGGACCCGCUGGUCGAGAUCAACUACGAUCCUACAGGCGCGGAGGCUGCGAAGUACAAUGCAUAG